CCACAACGCGUAAGCUAUAAGGGAACGGCAAGCAAAACAAACAGGUCGACAGAAGAAAGAUAUUGCCGGUCGGUGCUUCGGUCAGACGGACAGAGAGCUUAUCAAGCGUAGCUCAUUUGCAUUUUGUAACGGUUCGCUGGUCUCGCGUCCCGAACAUGCGCGCUCACGCCGGUGAAAUAUGUGGACGCGGUUCUGAUCUGUGGUAAUGUGUUCGUAUUUUUCGCACGGUCGGCCCAUUAUGACGGUCAGUCCGCUCGGGUAUUGUCAGCGUGACAUUUCUUGUUUUUGAAGCGACAUUGCAGUGCAGAGAUCGAAGUAACUGUAUUCGCGCAUUUUAUUGAUAUAUCAACUAUGCAUACGCGGCGGCUGGUGAAGCGCUCGGUCAUUGGGAGCCGCGUGUACGCGCCGGGUUUAACGGGAGACGCGGCUCCGCUCACGGGAGUGAUCCAGGCUGUCAAACAUGACAACAGAGAUGCUUCGACCGGCCAUCGCCGCAACGUGUACACGGUGCUCAUGCAAGACGGGACCCUGAAAGACUUCUCCGAGGAAGAGAUUACACAGAUGACUGCGAAAGCGCCGCUGAAGUCGAGCUUGAAGCAGAGCUCCUGUAAUGGUGGCCAGCGGGACGGGCCCACGCAGGGCCAGAAUGGGAGCAUGCAGAAAGGAGAGGUGCCCUCCCUCAGUCCAGAGAGGACAGAAGAGCCACGGGUGCUGGAGCACAAGCGAUCGGGCCGAGCGCUGGAGCCAGAGAAGGAUCACACCCGCUCCGUUUCUCUGCUGGAACAAAAACGCAAGGUGGUCUCUUCCAGCAUCGACGUACCACAAGCCAGGAAAUCAGAGGAGGAGGUGGACAUGGACAAAGUGACAGCUGCCAUGGUGUUGACCAGUCUGUCCACUAGUCCUCUGGUGCGGAGCCCUCCUGUAAAAGUUAGUGAGGGUCUAAACGGCUCUUGGAAGGAUGGAGGCUUUACUCCAUCCAGCUACAGCAGCAGUGGAUAUUGGAGUUGGAGUGCACCCAGUGACCAGUCCAAUCCGUCCACGCCGUCCCCACCCCUGUCUGCUGACAGCUUCAAACCCUUUCGGAUGCCCAGCCUCAACGGCCCACCAGACGACAACAUCGAUGAGCAUGAUGGGAACAGCCUGCUGUUCGACGAACCCAUCCCCCGCAAACGCAAGAACUCCAUGAAGGUGAUGUUCAAGUGUCUGUGGAAGAACUGUGGGAAGGUCUUGAGCACAGCCGCCGGGAUCCAGAGGCACAUUCGAACCGUCCAUCUGGGGAGGAACUGUGACUCCGAGUGCAGUGACGGAGAAGAGGAUUUCUACUACACUGAGAUUAAGCUGAACACCGACUCUGUGGCGGACGGUUUGAGCAGUGUGUCUCCUGUGUCCCCGUCUGUGCUGUCCCCCCCGCCAGGUUUGGACCAGAGACAGCCGGAUGGCACUAACGGUGCAAAGAGUGAGAACGGCACCACCACCCCUCUUAGCCGCUCCGCUCCCAGCGCACUCUACCUAGUUCACACAGACCACGCCUACCAGGCCACAGCCCCUGUCACCAUCCCCUCCACCAGCUCCACUGGCUUCACCCCCUCCAGCAGCAGUUUCAGUAUCUCCUGGCAGUCCCCACCCGUCACUUUUACUGGCACCCCUGCUUCUCCCACUCACAGCCGGACGCAGGGCUUUGGGGAGCAGCGCUCUCAAACCAUUGCAGUGCUCUCGUCUCCCCCCAGAGCUGCAGGCUCAUUCAGUAGGAAGUCACGAGGCGAGGGAAAGAAGUGUCGUAAGGUGUACGGCAUGGAAAACAGAGACAUGUGGUGCACGGCCUGCCGCUGGAAGAAAGCCUGCCAGAGAUUUGUUGACUGAAACCGCUGUGACAGCUUAAACACAACAACAGGGUGGGCUUCCUUUGCAUGCAUAGCAUAAUGAAAUGCGUCCCUUCUCUUUGUUACUGACCACAGCCCCACCCUGCUUCACCUUAAACCCACAUGGACUUCGAGGGUUAAACCCUUAUGCAUUUCCUCCUAAACCAACGGAUGCACUCCCAAUCUUUGCAGAUUUCCAUCUCUUCCUUUGAGGAGAGUUGCUUUACACUGCAAAAAUGAAAAAGUCUUGUGGUCCAUCUCUUUUUGUUUGUGUUCAGUAUACUGCUUAAAAACAUUUUGUCAGUUCUGUAAGGACCAGCCAAGGCAAGACCGGCCUCUGUCUUUGCUCUUUUUAAAAGAGAAAAAAGCUCUCUUUCAGACUUUUUAAAUGCUAUAAAACACAACUGGAGAACGUGUUUCUUUUUCCAUGGGCACUUUUUGGCAUUCCUCCUGCCCAUUUUAUUAAAGGUUAAGGGUUGGACAGCCAGAAAACCCUGUCUUUCAAAGAAUGUACCACCACAGGGGUUUGUUUUGGGAUGUUGACUGGACAGCUCCCCUGAAUAAAAAUCCAUUAAUGCAAAAAAAAAAAAGAAAAGUAUGGGAAGAGAAGGACUUUCAGCUGUGCCGAAACAAGCAAUUGCACCUACAUAGGAUAUCUCCGGAUUUAUAUUUGCCUUUACCAAUAGGACAUUUCUUUCAGGGAUGCGAUCAGUAAAAGCAAAACCAGCAGUUCGAUACCUCUCCUUCCCUUCGGACUCCAUCAGCAAGAAUGAACUGCGUUCAUGUUAGAGCCAUAUAUGAACCCGCUGUAUCCAUGCCACAGUCUGUUGCCUAGAGAGGUUCGACCAACAAACCCAAGUAAAGAAACUCUACAAAGUGGUUCAUUUUACCUCUGAGAACUGAAGAGCUCUUUACCUCGCACCUUUUUCCUGACCUCACAGGUUCAAGUAGGAAGUCAUAGAAAUAGCAAAUGCCACAUCUACUCCAGCACAGGAGCUGGGAAGCACUCAGAUGUGCUUUUGUUAUUCUUCAGUAUUUGGUACAGUAUUGUGUAACACGGCAGAACAUUGGUCACAGGAAGAUGGAUGUCUUUUCAUCAUGGCUUCUUUGCAAAGGAUGACCAGGAUGGAAUGAAAAUGAUUAAGUCCUGCAACAUUGACACUUAUGGAAUACGACAACUCUGUUGGCAAUUGUUAUCUGGCACUUGUUUGGUGUCUACAUAACAUCAGUACAAGCAAAUUAACUCAUCAUGUACAUGCAAACAGCGCUUAUUGUGAUCAGCUCAUUGGCUGUAUCUGUUUUGUUCAUCACAUGGUUCCACUUUCUCUUACUAUCAGUGUGUGUGUGUGUGUGUGUGUGUGUGUGUAUUGAAUUCCUAAAAACCAGUGUUUCAUGCCCAGAAUAACACUUGGUUAUAUUGGUAGAAUGAAGUAACUCUGCACUCACACUGCACACAAAUCCAAUUUAAAUUUAGAUCCAUUUGUUUGCACUAUGUAAUCAAUAUCCUAUUAUCUACAUGGGUUAUUUAGGAAUGUCAUAACCAGAAUCCUGAAAAAGUGAUGAAAAGAUACUCACAAACAUCUAAAACCACAGUAAACUACUUGGAACCUGAUUUGACCAUUUACACUAAAAUACAUUAAAUAAUUAUGAUUUAAUCUGAUUUCACACCUGAUAUGGAUGUGGUUUGGAUCUGGUUCAUGACCGUUUCAGCAUUUUGAUCUAUAAUUUUACUUUCUUUAGAUUUUGUUGACACGAUUCAACAGAUCUAGCAUGUAAAAGGUCUCCAGGGUCUUGCAUUUUCCAUGUGACUGGAGGCAAGCUGUUUGUGAAAGCACAGCUAUGCUGAAGCCACACACCAGUACCCAAGGGCUCUAGCACUCCAGUGUUUAUUGAAACUUUUUGUGAUCUCCUGCCAGAGAUGAAGAUGAGGUUUAAUAAUUAAAAGCUGCAUAUUUGGCCCCUGGUUUGGGUAACAUCUCAGAGGGUGCCGCUUGUCCCUCCGUUCCCUUCCCGGUGCUAUAAUAGACCAAAGGGUCUGGGAGAUCUCACAGGCGUUUUACAUAAGCUGAUGUCUACAGUUGUUUACAUCCGGAAUAUACUUGGGGAAACUCCUUCCGUCACGUUUCCUACAAAUAAAAACCUUUAGGAAUUAGUGUUGGCAAUCGAUUUCUAAAUCUUGCCUAAAGGUUACCUAAAAAUGUGCUCUUGUUAAGUGAAGUUAAGAUCACAGUGCAUUGGGUUUCUAAUGAUGUUUCACACACCUGUCACCAUGGUGCUCAUGUAUUGGCUGCAGUUUUGAUCAGUUCUAGACCACAGCGCAUUACUCUUAUUCAUUAGGGGUGCUAGUUUACUUGUGCACAGGUCUUUGUUUUGUUGUACAAUGUGAAAUUUAACAGACAUGGUGCAUAUCAAGCGGUCUUCUUUUCACAAUUUACUUUCUUUAUUGCCAACUUUGUUCACAACAGUAUAUAAUGUACCUACAAUACCCAUAUAAGCUAACUAGUAUACAGUAUUUAGUACUAGUGCUGUUCAUAAAUGCCUAUCUUGGUCCAUUUCUCAUAGUAACACAGUACAAAGCUUUCAUUGUUCAGAUCCAGAAGGACGCUGAGGUGUUAGCUGUCUUUAACCGAAGUAGUCUUCUCUGGUUCUGUGUAAACAUACUAUAUAGGAUUAAUUAACAAUAACUGAUUAUACUAUUGUAUUACUCAAAAUGUGUAACUGUUUUGAGCCAUAUUCUAAGCUACUUUAACACAGAUCCUGAGAAACGUAUUAAGAUGCUUCCUGUUCUGAACUUUAACUUUAACCACACAGCGCCGUCUCUUUUCCCACUAACUGGUGUUAGGAAAACCCAAAAGUGCUAUCUUAAUUAGAUACACAGAUGCAGAUGUUUAGAGUUGGUGUGCAUAUCCCAUGUCAGACUGACCCAAUCUGAUUGUCUUUGCGUAUACGGAAUGGUUUGUGUAACUCCAAACCGUCACUCCGCUAUAGCCAGAUGGCAGAUGGGCCACUCAGUAGUCCACUUACAUAAGUGAUGUGUUAGUGUCGAACCACAAACAGCAAGAACGAGUAGAGGCACGAGUGAUCGGACUGAGUCUGCAAAAAAAAAACAAAGCCUGUAGUCGAGAGGAGCAUUCCAGACUUCACAUUGAAAUCUUUUUGUUAUGAAACCGCAGCAUCAGGAUGGAACUUCCUCUCUCUUAGAGGGCUUCUAAUCACUGCUGUCGUUCUUCUGCAAUGCAUACUACCGAUGAAAUGGCUGCCGGCUUCCUGUGGUACAUGAUCAGCUCAUGUCUUUCCAAGGCGGAAAGGGGCCCUGAGAGGUUUGGUUUUUGUUUUCCGUGGAGGGGGGCCAGUCCCUCUGACUGCUUUCAGGAAUGUAUUUGUAUGAGGAUUUAUAGGAGUCUGACUGUGCCUUGGUGAGGUCUGAGAUUGUGCGUGGAGAUGCACAGAAAAGCAAAGGAAUGUUUCUGGUGUCGGCCUGUCUGAGUUCAGCAUUUUGUCUGGAUUUAAACGUGUGGGAGUGGAGGCCCCUUUUUUUUUACUGAUUUGAGGACUAGCUCUUGCUUUUUAUGAAUAGCUUUUGAUGAAUUUGGUGGGGUGGGGGGGUCUUUUCCAAGUUGUGCUUUGUUAACGAUUUUUAGCUACAACAUCGUAGUUGUUUUCAUCUCCAGUUUUGGAAACGUAGCGGGAAACGUUUAAUCAACAUUUCAAACAGGGGUUUGUUGAAUACGCCUGCGUUUUAAGGACUGGGGAGUGUUUCUCUUACAAGACGCUUAUACAGUGAGAUCAUCCAUUAUUGUCAGAGACUAAAACUCCAGCCUAACAGAUAGGACCACGCACAAAAGAGCUUAGCAUAUGAAUUGCAAGCUUGGUUGGAUCCAGAUACCAAUUUAUGAUUUCCAUCAUAUUUCAAAGUAGGGCUGCAUGAUUUGGGCAAACAGGUUUUCUGUGCUUGUUUGUCAUUAUAAGAAGAUGUUAGCUGUAUAUUGACUUCACUAAUGCAUGUUAUAAGCGACUCAAGCUUAGGAGUAGAUGCAGAGAUGUUUAUGUGGAGCAGCAUUUACUGCAAAAGGCACUGAAAACACCAGAUCAUGAGCUGCUCAUGUGUUAACAAACACUGUGGCGUGCUUCACUCUGAAACAUGCAUUGCAUAUAUUUAUUUAAAUCGCAGCCUUUGUGAUUUGAUUAUUUUUUGAUGGUUUUAUUUUGAUUAAUCAUGCAGCCCUAUCUCAAAGGAUAUCAGAGAAUAACCAGGACACAUUAUGUGACACAUUUCAGUCUCUAGCCUUUACAUCUUGAAAAUAAGAUCCCAAAAGACACUAUGGGAAUGUAGGCUCAGCGCUCUGAAUGGAUUAUCUCACUGCUGACCUUCGUCAAUCAAGAACCAUGUUAACCUCAAGAACUCAAAGACUGUCGCACUGGAUUUUUACACUUUUUCAAGUAAUUUGCUGAUCUAACUGUAUUUUUUAAUACUGCAUGUGCAUGCUGAAGAAAAGAAACAAAAAAAUAAGAUCUGGAUUUAUGAAUGUGUUUGUGGUGUUUUUUUAUCUGUAAAAACAGGCACAGGGCAGGCAGGCUGCUGUUACUAUAGGAAUGACUUGCAAAAUCCACUUCCUCUGGAAAUGUGUUUUCAUCAUGUGAUUUCAGCAUUUUUUCAUAGUCGCCCAUUUUCACGCUAUGUUCUGAAACCCAGAAAGUCUUUAAAAGAGUCUGAUUGGCUGAAGCGAUGAUAGAAACUGCCACAUUCUGAAAUCAUUCCACUGCAUCUGGGCCGAAAGCCAAAAUUUGUGUGGCUUCUUCUGAGAAAUGUUCUAUACUUAACAUCAUGUGCUCAGAUGUGGUGAUUUUAUAGUCCAUAGAGAGCAGGUGGACUACCAUAAAAACAAACAGAUGCUGAUGAUAAAACAACCAACUUCUGACCAUCGUAACACAAGUGAUAAUAACGAACACCAGCCGGAUACUACACAAGCACUUCAAAAUGAUAUGAUAUAACGAGAGGAUCGGUUCACCUCAAGGACCAAAUAUAGUCAGCCCAAACUGUGCUUUUUGUUUUUAGUUCACAGAUGUCUGUCCCAUUGUCUGUUCUUUUGACAUUCCUGAUUUUAGAAGUAUUGUUUGAUGUUAAGAACGGGUAUCUAUCUGAUGCCCUGUGCACAUGAUGGAAGUCUACUGUGUAAAGAGAAAAAGGGAAAACUCAGGAUGUCUUCAUCUUUCCAUGCUGCUGCUAAAAAAAGAAAAUAAUAAUAAUAAUAAUGCAGCAGUCGAGUUGUAAAGCCAUAAAGGAAGAGAGGUGUUUGGGUGACCCAUGCCAUUUACCAAAAUUAUUUUGAUGAGUAAGCAAUGUCUAGAUUAUUUUCAAGAACUGUGUAUUAUUCAUAAUUGCACACUGACUGUAUGUAUAUUGAAGCUGUUCAUUGAAGAAGGUACUUGAUGUCUCUAUGCCAAUGUGAGGGAUAAAGUCAUUGAUGGGGGACAGAUUUUAUUGUACGAGCAAUAGCUAUGAAUGUAGCUAUGAAUAAAUGGAUGGUAUAUUUAUAUGCUCAUAAAUUACAAUAUUGUUAUUCUGAAGAGAGACAACCUUGAAAUUGGCAGGUUUUCAAAAAGUUCAACUUGAUUGUACCAUAUUAUGGAUAUACAUUUGUGACAUUAACACUGACGAACUGAGGAUUAGGCCUACAAAUUGUAGGCUACAAUUGAAAUUAUGAAAAGUUCAAAAUCAAGAAACCCAAAGAUUAUUUUUUUUCUUCUCAAAUUAGACAUACCACAUCAUAGGACAAAUAAGCUAUAUACAUGUCACAAUGUAAAAUUAAGAUACAAUGCGUACAAUCUAGAGUUUUAUUAAUCCACCAUUAAGGUGCGUUCACAUUUGCAAAACAAGCUCAUUUUUGCAGGAAAAAGUAGGUCCAUCGUCAAAAGUGGCGUUACCACAGAGCUCGCUUCCAAACCAAACAGCUUUAUGGGUAAACUCUGUACAUUUCAGUGUUAGCUCAAAUCUAAAGGAAAUGUUUCACCCUUAUACAAAAUUCCCAAAUGCUUGGGUUGCUAUUGAAAUUCCUGCCUUCCUGCAUUUCGGAGGGUUUUCUUAAUAAUGAAGAUCGCUGCUGAAGGCUGUUAGCCAGAAACAUUGAUCUCUGAUGGAACGCACACAAAUGUAGCCUAAUUGUUCAACUUUGUCCAGUAUCAGCAGAAACGAGGGCCUUAUUUAGAGGGUAUUUUUGCGGCUUCGUGCCACUAUAUUUUGCCAUUGUGAGUGUCUAGUCUGUGUUCACUCAAUUAUGCAAUUUUAUGCGUUAGUACAGUCUAUGGUUAGUUAAUAGGUUCACGCGAAAAACCUAAAAAAUAUAUAUAACAUAAUUGACGGAAAUAAGUUAUUUUUUACACUUCUUGCAUUUACGCACUAGUCUGGAUAUAUAUGACCAGAGAGGGAGCUGAUAGUUAAUUAUCUGGACUUGAUCUAAUAUCGCAAUACAUUAACUGGAAACACUUGCUUUAUGUACAAUGACUUAUGUUUAUCUUAAUUGCACCGUUUUAUUUCUUUUCCCAAAGUUCAGUAGAUUUAAAUCUCCCGUCCUUCUGAGGGCGAAAACGCUUGGUGACUGUUAUUAUUAUUAUCUAUCUAUCUAUCUAUCUCACUUGCUGUACUCGUUUUUACUCUGAGCUGUGUAAAUAGAAACGGUCAUUGUUAUUGUGCUCUGGUGAUAAUGUUGUGGUGCUCGUCACUGCCGCUCUCGUUGUUUUCUUUGGUGUAAAGACCUUUCCAAGGUGCCUGUGUUCAUAUGAGCUCCAGGUUAAUGGUCAUGGAAAAAUAAAAAGAUUUUUUUCGACAGCCGUUUUUCUAUACAA
Carassius gibelio (silver crucian carp) is the source of this 8702-nucleotide messenger RNA. RefSeq names its product zinc finger protein 704. Lineage: Eukaryota; Metazoa; Chordata; Actinopteri; Cypriniformes; Cyprinidae. Gene Ontology annotation, molecular function: DNA-binding transcription factor activity; RNA polymerase II cis-regulatory region sequence-specific DNA binding. The record is from RefSeq and is a predicted model, not a curated record. The transcript is spliced from 9 exons. Gene Ontology annotation, cellular component: nucleus. Bases 352 to 1860 code for a protein of 502 amino acids. Gene Ontology annotation, biological process: regulation of transcription by RNA polymerase II.